AUGGAGAGCAAUUCCACGUCGGACAUUAUUAUUUUGAGCGGAAACUCACAUCCAGAGCUUGCAGAUCUGAUAGCUGACCGUCUUGGUGUGCGAAAGGGAGGAUGUUCAGUAUACCAUAAAACUAACCGUGAAACUAUGGUGGAAAUCGCUGAUUCUAUCAGAGGCAAAAAUAUUUACAUUGUUCAAACUGGUACAAAGGAUGUUAACAACAACAUAAUGGAGUUACUGAUCUUGGCUUAUGCAUGCAAAACAUCAUCCGCGCGAUCCAUUGUGGGAGUUAUUCCCUACUUACCAUAUAGCAAACAGUGUAAAAUGAGGAAACGUGGUUGCAUUGUUACAAAGCUUCUGGCUCAAAUGAUGUGUAAAUCUGGGUUAACACACAUUAUCACUAUGGACCUGCAUCAGAAAGAGAUACAGGGAUUUUAUGAUUGCCCAGUUGAUAAUUUGAGGGCUUCACCAUUUUUGUUGCAAUACAUUCAAGAAAGUAUUCCUGACUAUCGUAACUCUGUAAUAGUGGCACGUAACCCAGGAUCAGCAAAAAAAGCCACAUCAUAUGCAGAGCGACUUCGUCUUGGAAUUGCUGUAAUACAUGGAGAACAAAAAGAAGCAGAAAGUGAUGAAGUGGAUGGACGAUACUCCCCACCAUGCAUUCCGAGUGUUGACAGAUCCCGUACAAUGGAUGUUUCCGUUGGUGUGCCUGUACAUCCAGCUAAAGAGAAGCCACCCAUAAAUGUUGUUGGUGAUGUAGGAGGAAGAAUAGCUAUCAUGGUGGAUGACAUGAUUGACGAUGUUCAGUCAUUUGUUGCUGCAGCUGAAGUGCUAAAGGAAUGUGGUGCAUAUAAAAUAUAUGUUCUGGCAACACAUGGCUUACUCUCAUCAGAUGCACCACGUCUCAUUGAAGAUUCUCCUAUUGAUGAAGUUGUUGUAACCAAUACUGUUCCACAUGAGCUCCAGAAAAUGCAGUGUAAUAAAAUAAAAACAAUUGAUAUUUCUGUACUGCUUAGUGAAGCAAUCAGACGCAUACACAACAAGGAAUCAAUGUCUUACCUAUUUAAAAAUGUUACACUUGAAGAU
Iphiclides podalirius (scarce swallowtail) is the source of this 1074-nucleotide messenger RNA. Lineage: Eukaryota; Metazoa; Arthropoda; Insecta; Lepidoptera; Papilionidae. The record is from the annotation of a GenBank genome assembly.